Molecule: messenger RNA, 3846 nt
Organism: Jaculus jaculus (lesser Egyptian jerboa)
Lineage: Eukaryota; Metazoa; Chordata; Mammalia; Rodentia; Dipodidae
Gene: B4galt1
Product: beta-1,4-galactosyltransferase 1
Exons: 6
Coding region: 57-1181 (374 amino acids)
Biological process (GO): carbohydrate metabolic process; protein N-linked glycosylation
Molecular function (GO): cytoskeletal protein binding; beta-N-acetylglucosaminylglycopeptide beta-1,4-galactosyltransferase activity
Source: RefSeq, a predicted model, not a curated record
CGGGCCGUCCCCUCGGUCUGCAGCCCACCCCCCACCCUUAAAGCGGCGGCGGGAAGAUGAGGUUCCGGGAGCCGCUCCUGGGCGGCAGCGCCGCGAUGCCCGGCGCCACCCUGCAGCGGGCCUGCCGCCUGCUCGUGGCCGUGUGCGCGCUGCACCUCGGCGUCACCGUCGUCUACUACCUGGCGGGCCGCGACCUGCGCCGCCUGCCCCAGCUCAUCGGAGCGCCGCCGCCGCUGCAGGGGCAGCCCUCGGGGGAGCCCCGGCCCCGGGCCGCAGGGCCGCCGCCUCCGCUGGGCAGAGUCUCCUCCGAGCCGGCCGACAACCUGACCUCGGUACCCCUGUCCCCCACCACGGCACUGUCGUUGCCCGCGUGCCCCGAAGAGUCCCCGCUGCUCGUUGGCCCCCUAUCGAUUGACUUUACUGUUCCUGUGGAUCUGGAGCUUUUGGCAAAACAAAACCCGGAGAUAAGGAUGGGUGGCCGUUUCAACCCCAAGUACUGCAUCUCUCCUCACAAGGUGGCUAUCAUUAUUCCAUUCCGCAACCGACAGGAACACCUCAAGUAUUGGCUGUAUUACUUACAUCCAAUCCUGCAGCGCCAGCAAUUGGACUAUGGCAUCUAUGUGAUCAACCAGGCUGGAGACACUAUGUUCAAUCGUGCUAAGCUCCUCAACAUUGGCUUUCAAGAAGCCUUGAAGGACUAUGACUACAACUGCUUUGUGUUCAGCGACGUAGACCUCAUUCCAAUGGAUGACCACAAUGCCUACAGGUGCUUUUCACAGCCACGGCACAUUUCUGUCGCGAUGGACAAGUUUGGAUUUAGUUUGCCAUAUGUUCAGUAUUUUGGAGGAGUCUCUGCUCUCAGUAAACAACAGUUUCUUGCCAUCAAUGGAUUUCCUAAUAAUUACUGGGGCUGGGGAGGAGAAGAUGAUGACAUUUUUAACAGGCUAGUUCACAAAGGCAUGUCAAUAUCUCGCCCAAAUGCUGUGAUAGGGAGGUGUCGCAUGAUCCGACACUCAAGAGACAAGAAAAAUGAGCCCAAUCCUCAGAGAUUUGACCGGAUUGCCCACACAAAGGAGACUAUGCGCUUUGAUGGUUUGAACUCACUUACUUACCAGGUGUUGGACAUAAAGAGAUACCCAUUGUAUACCAAAAUCACAGUGGACAUCGGGACACCAAGCUAGCAUUUUGGUACAAAUAAGAGACCUGAAAAUGGCCAGGGACCUCUGGUGUGUGUCUCUGUCAGUCGUCUGGGCUGGUCCCCCUCAUUUGUACAGUCUAAGUGACACAGGGCCCUUCACUCGUCAUUCAGACCCCUUCGAGAUGGUCAGAAGGAGUGGAAUGAUUUGCCCCCAACUUGGCUCGGCAUUCAAGGAGUUUCUCAGUGACCAUCAGCCUUUGGGGGUCUUCUCGAACAUGUUCAGUGUCACCCCAAAGAGUCAGAACUAUACACAGCUCAGAAUUUGACUGUGGGGCACGUUCCCACUGUUAAAUCUGCUAAAUUAUGAAAUGGUUAAGAACUUUGCUUUAAAUGGCGAUGUUAUUACUUCAUGAAAAAUUGGAGACUGCUGCUGACUGAAUUCAAAUAGGCAUGACAUUCUUCUGCUGUCAUUUUUUUUUUAACAGAGAAACACAACAAUUCAACCAUGUUUUACCCCUCUCCCACCUUCUUUCAGUGGUAUGCAACUGUUACAAUCACUGUGUGUAUAUGUGUGUGUGUUUUCGUAGCAAAAGAAUUUAAAAACUUGAGCCUUGAACUUUCUGUCCCGCUAGCGUGUGGGUCCCCGGGAAGCUAGCAUCCGGGCGGAAGCCCUGGGUGCUCUCCCUCCCAGGGGCCUGUCUCUAGUUGAUUGUCUGAUUUCUGAAGGUAAAGAAUUUUUUUUAAGUAGUUUGUAGUAUUUUAAAGAACAAAUCAAGUUCUAAUUAUUCUAUAGCUUUUGAUUUUUGUGUUGAUCCAAAUUUGAAUAGUUAUUUAGUGUUAAGUCAUGACAAUUUAUUUUUCUGGGCAUGCUAUGUAAACUUGAAUUUCCUAUGUAUUUUUUAUUGUGGUAUUUUAAAUAUAGGGAGGGAAUUGAGUAUUUUUUAGGGGGAAAUAUAAUGUAUGCUGUAAUGGCCACAAGCAUGGCCUCUGAUUUAGCUGGCAGGCCAGAUUUCAUGAAGAGCAAAAUCCCCUUUGGGUCCCUUGAUGAGGGCAAGGCCUCCUACUCAGCAUUAUCCUGCCAGACCUCUGGGUCAGGCGCCCAGGAGAUAGCCUCUGCCCCUCCCAGGAGGGCUGGGAGGAAGGAACCUCAGCCUCCUGGAACUGACCCCUCAGGCCCCCAAGCUGUGGGGUUGAAAAUAACAGCAGUUUGUUUACCAUCACUUAGCGCCUCCCGCCUCCCUAGUUGGGGUGAGAGUGGCAAGUAACCUCUGUUUUGGCAGGGAUGGCCUCCCUCCCAGAGCCUCUGGGCUGUACUCCCUGACCCACACUUUCUUCUUUCCUGCCUGGCCCUGCCUUUUACUGUUCUGCCUCCCUUUCCCCUUCUACCUUUGCUUCAUUCUGUAAAACUGGCCUGUGGCACUCAGGAUCAAAAAAGACUAUUCAUUGUGCCUUUUAAUUAAAGAUCGAGAAAAUUCAGCUGUACCCACUCAUUCCUCCUGAGAAUUCUGGUGCCUAAAUCUUCUCAUUCUCCCGGCCCCCUCAGGGUUUUAGAAGGUGCUCUCACCCUUUGAGGCCAGCCCACAGGGUUGUCAUUCACAAACAUGCCCCUUUUGGGGAUGUAUAGCUGCCUGGGACUUGGAGUGAGAUAAAAGGAGAUGCAGUGAACACCAAGCAACUUGCCAGGCCCAGCCUGAGAUCCUAAAUUCAGCUGCCUAAUCCAGAACCCAGCCCUUUGCUUGUGGAAGCCAGGACCCCACCCUUGCCCUAGUUCUUGCACCAGCUCUGCAUGCAGAGACUGAGCUGAUGGCUGGCCCUGAUCCUACCUGUAUUUGAAUUGCUUUGAGCAUAUCAGAUUCCUACUUGCUGCUUUUUCCAGGAGCUUUUGUAUUGGUUAGAAACUAUCUCCUCCUGCAAAAGCAACAGUCUAUGCAAAGAGUAUUUUUCUGUGGGCUCCUCAUGCCUUACCAAGGUCAUUAAAAGUAAGACUGGCUGCACUGAAAGGAGCUAGGGGAAAUGCAAAGGCCUUUUUUCUGACUCCAGAUCCUGACUUUUCCAAAGUGCCUUAAAAGAAAGGAGACAAAUGCCUUGAGUGGUAGCUUCUGUAUUACCUCCUGUGCUGGAAACACAAUUCUACCUUUUCUCUUUUUUGUCCCUCUUAUAUUUUGUUCAUGUUAAGUAUAUGGUUCAUUCUAAGAACCAAGGAAAAUUCUGCUUUGCCUGUUCCCCUACUCCUGACCAGCAUUCUCAGGGGGGCUCUCCCAGGGCCCAGGUACAACCAAGGCACUGCUGGGCCUGGCCUGUGAGAUGCUGCCUGCCGUCAGCAUCCUCACGGAGAGUCUGGGGAGCGUUUACUUCGUCUGGGAGUUAUGACCAUGGCGUCACAUGCUGUGCCUUUCUCUGUAUAUCCUAUUGCUGGUGACCGAUGUAAAGUGGCCUUUGGGAAAGAUCAGAGGCACCAAAGGGCAAAGGAAAUGCUGUGCUGGCCUUCAGCCUGGCAGUGUCUCCGCUGGGCUGGGUGUGGGCAGCUAGGAUGACAGUGCUUCUGUCCUAGAGACCUGUUACGCUGUGUAUUGCGAUUUCCUGUGUAUGCAAAUUGUGUCUUUACUAUUGGGAGGAGGGGUAUCUGACUUUGGUGUUCAAAACAGACAACUGUAUUUCUGCCUUUGAAAUGCAGUAAUGUAACAUGAAUAAAUGUCUCUAUCUUUAUA